This is a messenger RNA of Spodoptera littoralis (African cotton leafworm), 1269 nucleotides long. The record is from the annotation of a GenBank genome assembly. NCBI's taxonomy places the organism in Eukaryota, Metazoa, Arthropoda, Insecta, Lepidoptera, Noctuidae.
AUGCCUACCGCAACGGUCUGGAAGUUCGCCGAGCGACCGAACUACGUCACUCACGUGGAUAAAUCCUACCCUUAUUCCGAAGUCCCUUACUUAGGAGAAUAUCACUUGGUGCAAAUACCACUUGAGGGCUUAAUACCACACGUGGACUACUGGGGCGAGGGAAGAAUCGUAACUGAUGACGGAGUCCGUGGAUUCAGUAAUUGUUACAACGUCAAUCAAAAAUAUCAACUCGUUAGCAGCGGUUCAGACCGUGACAGGAAGAUUCCGAACCGUAUCCCUGUACAGAGCUUCACGGAAUGCGACACCAGCGCCUAUAUUAAAGAUAAUUCAGUAAUGACUGUCACCGUGGCCGGCCCCAACAUACAUGAUAGCGCUAAAGAUAUAGCCCGCAUCGUCAACGCAGAUGGUAAGGUCAUAGUCUUCGGGGCAACUGGCGAAUCACCUCAAAUCACGGAGCUUAGAGAAGAAUUAAAGAAAAAAGGUUUAUUACCAAGUUUGAACGCAACACUACCAACAGAGUUGCAGGGUUUAACAUUUUACGACAGUCAUGUUAGCUUCUUAAACGCUAAAUUGCUUAAAGAUGAUCUCUAUAAGAACGUUGUGAAUGGCAACUUUGAGGCGGCAACCGAACUGAGUGUGGCUUUUGAUGAAGGCGGAUUUGACGACACUGUCAAAGAAAUUGUAACCAGAUUGAUUGACGCUGUGCCACGUAAUGUUAUGUCUUAUGCUUAUAAACUAUGGUAUGGGGGAGCGCAGAGCAUCGUUCGUAGCGCAUUCCCUCCGCCGUUCGCACUGAUUUUCAACGAAAAUAAUGUCAAGAUCAUCAAUAAACAAUAUUUGCAGCCGUUAAAACUAGAUGUUCAUACUGAUAGCUACAAUGACCGCCUGGCAUGGGGAGACAAUAUAUGCGAGAGCGACAGCAAGCGAUUAAGCUGGAAGCUACUACCCUUCUGGGAGAAUAACGGUGUCAUAUUCAAAAUAUACAGCACCGAAUACAACAUGUACUUAAAAUUAGACGCCAACGUAGAUAACAUUGGGGAUCGCAAAGUUUGGGGAUCAACAAAUUCGAAUGAAACGAGACAUAUGUACUACUUGGAGCCGUAUUUGAAAAAUGGUGUGCUGGUGUUCUUUAUAAUUAAUCGCCGGUAUAAUCAGGGAUUCAAGUUGGAUGUGAGCGUUGACAGAUAUGGUGAUAGAUUACUGUGGGGUCAUAAUGGAAGCGUUUAUAAUGAAUAUCAACGGUUCCGAUGGAUUAUAUCGGCAUUCUAA